Molecule: messenger RNA, 1176 nt
Organism: Musa acuminata subsp. malaccensis (wild Malaysian banana)
Lineage: Eukaryota; Viridiplantae; Streptophyta; Magnoliopsida; Zingiberales; Musaceae
Source: RefSeq, a predicted model, not a curated record
AAAGGCAAGCGUGAGAAGCAAUGCUGGUGAGCAUUGGCUGCCUGUCUGAGAGUAUGAUAAGCGAGGCAGAAAGAGCUGACGACAGAUGUAACUUUACAUGCUUCUGUGCAUUCAUCUCUUCUGCUUCUGCUGUGCUGUGUGAUGGCUGAUUUGUCUCUUUCUGUAAAGCUGUUCUUCUACUGAUAAAACUGUCGGAUGAUUCAAAGAUGAGUUCGGUCUUCAGGUAUUCGAUGAAGCUGGUUUUGAGUGAGCUUUCUCUUUCCCUGCCUAUAUAAGAAGAUGGAGCCAUCCACUGUUGGUGUCUUGUCUUCCUCUUCUGUAGCCGUAGUCAUGAAUACUUCCCAACUCACCGGAGAUGACGCAGAAGAACUUAGCAGCUGCGAUUCUGGGUGGACCAAGUAUCUUUCUUCGCCUACGCAUCAUGAUGGCGGCGACGACGACGACGACGAUGAUGAUAGCGAGGUGGAGUUCACUGGCGGGGAUGAUGAUGAUGAUGAUGAGCACAAAGGUUACGAUAGCGAGGACAGUGACGAUGACUCCAUGGCCUCUGAUGCUUCCACCGGAUUCAUCGGCAGCGGCGUGGAUGGUUCCAAGUGCAACGACGUCGGUGACAACAUGGACGGAAAUGGGAAGGAGGGUCAUGCCCAGUGUUCUUCUUCCUACUCCCACGAGGAAUUCUACGAGGUGGAGGAGGCGAGAAGCAAACAGGCGUGCGAUCCUCGCAGCAACUCGGAAGCGAGGAAGAACAGAUUCAAAUGACAAAUGUUGUUUGCGUACCUUAUGCUCACCGUAGGAAAUGAUAUCUAUCCAUGUGUUGUUUUAGGAACCAUCAAUGUUGCUUUAUGAUUCGUGCACCUGUUUUAUAGGACAUCUGCGAAAUUUCCCGGCUCAAAUCUGACCAGGAUUGGGCCCAUGGCCCAACUUGACCCAACCUAUUAGUCCGCUUUGUAACCUCAAACCCGGCCCAAUUCGUACGCCUUUACCCUUCUCUCUCUCUCUCUCUCGCUUCCGUUGGAGGCAGCGGUGACCAAAGGAGCGUCGAACCACCGCGUCUGUCUCGUCGUCCCUCCGCCUCGGCAUUCCCACCGGAAACCCUAACAUUCAGGUCCUUUCGAUCGAUAGAAAACAUCGGGGCUCGGAUCGAUCCGUUUUCUUCUCCCUACCGGAAUUGUUGUC